Pocillopora meandrina is the source of this 16313-nucleotide messenger RNA. The record is from the annotation of a GenBank genome assembly. NCBI's taxonomy places the organism in Eukaryota, Metazoa, Cnidaria, Anthozoa, Scleractinia, Pocilloporidae.
AUGAAAACAAAGCGCCUGAUAGCCUUGAUUAUUGCCGUCUUCAAUGUUCAUCUCCAUCGUCAGACAACAAGUGAAGAAAUAAGGCUGGGAGCUCUGAUAGCAUGGAAUGGAACUUGGCCAGUGGGACCGAGAAUGGCGUCAGCAUUGCUUGUUGCCUUUGAUACGAUAAGGAACGAUCAGAAUCUGCUACCAAAAUAUAACUUUACAUAUUACUGGCAAGAUAGUGCCUGUGAUACCGGUGCCACGCUGAGAUCCAUGGUCGAUUUAAAAGCGAAGAAGCCACCAAUUCAUGCCUUCAUCGGGCCAGGCUGUUCUGUAGGAUGUAUACCGGGGGGUUAUUUAGCAGCGCACUGGGAAAAGCCUAUGAUAUCGUUCGCUUGCGGUGAAUCUACGCUUUCGGAUAAAAAGAAAUAUCCAACAUUUGUUCGAACAGUUGGAACUUACGCACAAACCGGAAAGUUUUUUCUGAAGAUCAUGCAGAAAUAUAGCUGGAGUCGUGUUGCGAUUGUAGCGUCCACCGAAAGUUUAUGGUCACAAGUUGCUAUGUUUGUGAGAGAUGAAAUUGAUGGUAGCACAAGCGGAAAAUUCAGUGUUGCUUAUUUUCACGUAUUUAGCCCUGGUAUUACAACUGACUUGCAAUUCAAGACCAUGUUGCGUUCUGCAAGAGAAAAAGCACAUGGUGAGUAGAUAAUAUAGCCUAGACGUAUUUACCACACGAAAUUCCACAAAACAGACAAACAAAGAGUAAAUUCAAUCCAUGAGUAGUUUAACACCUUCAAGACGGGGAAUUAAUUCAAACAAUAUCAUUGGUUGUUGGAAGUUAUGUCAACUAUACCAAUGCAUGUUUCGUUUCGUCAUUUUUGUUUUAGAGCAGCCGCUAUCUUUAGGGAUAUGAAACCUCCAGAUACGAAAAAUUGUCCUUUUUGCCAUAAGUGAGAAAUUUAAAAUGCUUUGUUAUUGCGAACAGAAUACACAACUUAGAAAUAUUUUACUGAAAAAUUCCUUUUGAUCUUUUUCAUAGUAUGUCGUAGUGCUGAUCGAGAACGUUACAAUUUCGUAAGAAUAAUUCAUUAAAGUUCAAGAGAACUUUUCUUCAAAGAUACAAUUAUCUUUUCGAAUAGUCAAUUCGCCAUUAUUAUUUUAGAUCUUUUAAACAAUUGAUUUAUUCCAACGAUACGCGUCAGAGAUCAUUCCUCAAUAUUGCAAAAUUUUUCCCGCCUUUACUCACGUUAACAAAAUCAUUCCGCUCCAAUCAUUUCCGCAGUUUGAUGACAGGCAUUAUUUUCUACCGAAUUUAUUCUCUUAGAUUGUUAAUAUAAGGGUAAAAUUCAGUACCUUGCUAUAUCAGCAGAUGGUGAGCAAAUUCUCUCUAAGGUUGUACUUAAGUGUUUUAUUGAAAUGUAAAUAGAGUGCGUCAUACCACUCAGCUUAAAACCCCAAAUUGCGUCGGAAAAACGAAAUUACGAUCGAAACUGUUUUCAAUUACAGACCAACUGUUCAUAAUAGAUUUAAAAAGCGGAUCUCUAGAAUACGUUUUUCAAACUUGAUUAAUGCAGGUAAAUUACAGGAGAUGAAGUAUUAAACGAACUGAAGUCUGUAGCUGCUGGGUUAAACCAAUUGAUUGUUUAUUUAUUCUCUCUUUCUGGUGAGUUUGUGCGAUCUGCAUAAUAAGCCACUCAAUAACAAAAGAACAAUAAGGGUGCAUAUUACGAAAACAAUGACAUUCUUUAGGGAUUCACAUGUUAAAACAUCAUUAAUAGAAGAUUAAGAAUAGAAAUAAAACAGUAUUGGUUCACAGAUAUCGAUUGGCUUCUAGGAGUGUUAACAACUAAUGAUAUCAUAAGAGAACAUCUUUAUUGUAUUGACGGAGAACUCGCCUAUUUACCAAGUCGGUACUAUUGAAAAACUUUGACGACAAUCGAACAAGAGGUGGGUAGGUGAUUAUGAUAGGUAAAUACAUCUAUGAAAAGAUUCCUUGAACCAUGAAAUCAUUAGAGUUAAAGACAUUUUUGAGGUGAGACAUUAUGUAGCAUAUGAAUAUUAGCAUCCGCUGUAAUUAAAUGAAACAAAAUUGGGUGAAGUAAUAUUGAGGAAACAUGACGUCAAGUCGUUGGUUUAAUAACAUGGUAUGCGUCUAACGGUGUCUUGUUGGUCUUAUUGUCCAGAAAUAAUAUAUUGAUCCGAGUCAUUUCAUUGUGCCGUAAGCUGUUGCUCAUGCAGUAUAAAAAAAUUGUAAAGAAUUUUUACAAUGUCAUUUAUAAGGAGGACAAUGUAGGAAACAAACAGGAUAUGGGAAAAUUGGAUGACAAUUGGAAUGAAGACAGUCUCUGGCCACACUACUAAGGACUCAAAGAAUCCUUUAGCAGUGUGACUGAUUUACACAUAAAUAUUUUUUUUCAUUCUCUAUCGACCAAAAUGCUUCAAGAUAUCCUUUUUCAUUCAAACUUACAGUUCGACUCUCCUCGAAAGAGUGAAGAUUUUAAGGUAAAACUCACAAAAUAAUUUACCGACAGAAAUAUCUCUUCAACUCAGAGGUUUAUAAAAAACAAGCUAAAUAUAUAAUAAAUAUUUUUUGUUUUAAUUUGAGGAAAUUGCAACCCGCUCGAGCUGUCCAAAUAAAAACAAAAACACCAGGAAUAGUAGAGAAAUUGAUAUCAGUGAUUAUGAAAAUCGUCAUGUGACACCAUUUUCGAGAGUUUAAAUCUAAGUCAUUGAAAUUAUAGCUGCAAAAUUAAAAACAAAAAUUAAACGCCUGGAAACAAAACUUAUUCUAUAUCUUAAAUAAAUAGCCGAUUUUAAUAGAAAUGCCACUAAAAUUUAAAUAAGAAACAUUUUGUUGAAUAGAAACGUUUUUAUUUAAGACAAAAAUUGCAUUAGAUUUACAGUUCCCCCUCUUUUUACGGUAUUCUUCAAAACCAGAGCCGCAGCAGAGAAUAAUUUCCCUUCUGAAACCUCACUCUAAGCAAAAAAUUUUGAUAUAUGUUUCCAUUCUGUUUCUUUGCACGUUUUGUAUCAUUUUCGUCUUCGUCAGUUAGUUUUUGUGGUAGUUAUUUUACAUUUCAAAGCUCUUACUCAAGCUAUUCUUUUCAUUUCUUAGUGUUUAUCCUUGUUGGUUACGGAAGCUCCAUCCGGCAGAUCAUGUUAAAUCUAUACGACUUAGAAAUGAUUUCAAAAACAUACGCCUACUUCACCUUUGAAAUCACACCUGAAAAUUGCAAGGGGAACGACGGAAGAGACCAAGAAGCUUGUAAAGCAUUCGAAGGCCUAAUGGACAUCGCCAACUAUGUUCCAACAAAUGAGGAAUAUAAGGGGUUUGAGAAAAAAGUUAAACAGAAAAUGCCUGAGUUCGCUGGCCUAGGAUAUCACAUGUCACAGAAUGAUGAGGUAGGAGCCAAGGAUCAAUAUGUAAAUUGGGUCCGAAUUUAAUUUAAUCGUGGAUAGAAAAAUAUUUGUUUUGCCCUUCUGAACGCGUUUUCUCAAUGGGGUUAGAAAGGCAACGACAACACUGUUCUCACCUAGAAGUUCAAGAAACAUAUGUACUACGUAUAAUCAAACUGUCUUAUUAUUUUCUUUAGACGGGCAUUUUAAAAGUUAGCUUUGACAUUUAAGGGAUCCAACAAGAGCUGUUGAGCCUUUCUAUUGCCCGUAACUUCUUGGUAUUUUCAAGUCACUUCCUUACGAAGGUAUGGAAGCUGAUCCAUCAAAUUGGAACUCAGUGGAACUUUGUCCCUUAAUAAUCAGUUUUCAAAAGUCUGCAUAAGUCUGUUAGAAUGCUUUCCAAUCCUAAACUACACAAUACAUAUAUGUGCGACGGUUGAUUAGCCACUAUGAUACUCGGAAAGACAAAAGACCAGAAUUUUACGUCAAAGCUUCAGAAAAGCUUUAACUAUGUACCUUACACUCUUGAACUCGCGUAAGUAGGGACUAAAUAGGUUUCAGAAACAUGAAUUUUCAUUUCAAAGAAUAGAUAACAGAGAUGAGCCAAUGUUUAACACUCCAAAAGACUGCGUCCUGUGCUGCAUGUUUUUGAAUAUUUCUUGUUCUUCAGGUGGAUAUAUACGCGGGUUUUCUUCAUGACGCAGUGGUAUUGUAUGCCCACGCAGCUCAUGACCUUUUACGCGCUGGAGGAAACCUUUCAGAUGGGGAAGCACUGAUCAAGCACAUGACAAACAGAAGUUUUCAGGGUAUAUAAAUAUGAUGCGAUUUAACCUUUAUUUCAUGAUUGAUUGUGUUCGUUCUUAUAUGUAUGUCUGGUUUUUGUCAUCCUCUAUUUACGGUCUGAAUUUGUCUGUGCGUAUGCUCUUCUUCUAUUGCCGCUCAGUCUCCGUUGUGUCGAUCCUCAGCUACCAUCCAUUAAAUAGAUUUUUAUCGCGCCAGAUUAGUCUGAGUUAGCAAUUAACUGUCUCAGUCAUGUAUUUCAUCUCACUGUGCAAAAUGUCAACUGGAGCCACUCCCAUCAAUUGAAACAUGUAAACAUGAGUCCAUGACAUCGAAACGCAUUGCAUUACCUUUGUUCGGAAUCUGUUGUCUUUCUUCUAAGCUAUCAUGACUUCAUGGCCAGCAGAUUUUAGAGUUAUGCAGUGAGUCCGUAAAAAAGGAUAAACUGAGCCCUGAAAACGAAUCGAUAAGCCAGGAGAGGAGGAAGAUCAAACAGCUCCCCUUCUUGUUCUCGCAACUCCGCUAUCUUCAAUUUCAGUGGUUCUGCAGCAUUUCGCUGAAAGCGCCAAACGGGCUCUCUGUUCGAUUUGCACGAUCGAUUUUGCUUUAGUUCAAGUCGUUUAUCAAUCUGCAAAUACGCUUAAAACGCUCGAAUUGAUCAAGCAUGAUGUUUCAUCUUUGGCAGGUGUUUCUGGGCAGGUUUUUGUAGAUGAAAAUGGCGACAGAACGAUCACCCUCCAAAUGAGGAACUUUCACAAUGGCGAGAUGGUUCGUGUUGCGAACUACUUUCGGCACUUGGAGGAACUCGAGUUCACGGACACAACGACUGUUUGGCCGGGAGGGUAUGUAACUGCCCCAUCGGGAAGACCUGAGUGUGGGUUUAACGGAGAAUUAUGUUCGUCUCCAGGUAUGAUGAUGCCGAUUUUCCCGGUGUAAAGCAACGUACUACAGUAAUGUUUGUCAAUUCAUUUUAUAUAAUAAGCUAAGUUAUGCACGCAUUCUGAUUGGUUCUCACUUAUGAUCUAUUGGAGGACAGACGUAUAGAUGACGUCAUCAUUAAAACUUUUUUAAUUCUUUAUUAUUUAAAACAAAUAGAUUCCAAGUUGCCGUGCGUCUGUUCAGUAAUAGAUCACAGAGGACGUCAAACUGUGGUAAGUGGUAGGUAAGUAGUGAUCUAUUACUGAGCAGACGCACGGCAACUUGGAAUCUAUUUGUUUAUUAGACAUUUUCCGAAAAUGAACAUGAUAUAAAUUGACAACCUUCAUAACAAACGAGGUGACGUCUGUCAGUUCGAGUUAUAACCGCCAAAAUCUUUCGACCAUUUUGUAUCCUGAUAAUUCUAUUUUAAUAAAAGAUAUUUAAGGGUUAAUAAUUCCAUUUUUAGUACUUCCUUAAGGUUGCUGUCGACAAAAUAUGGACCAAAUUCGUCCUAUACACGUUACUUUUCAAGAAUCCAUAGAACAAUGUAUAUCACUGUAGAGCUUUUAAAGUAUAGAUUAUGAAAAUAAAAAUUGUUCACAGAUUUCGUUUUGGCAGGCGCCCGCGAGCCUUUAAACACAAAACUGACGGUGUUACUGGAUUACCGGCCUACCAAAGUAUGUGAGGCUUUUUCGAAGUUGAAGUUGGGCAAUAGAUGACAUUUCGGUUGUUGCCACGUUCCAGGACGUUACGGAAAAUAUAUUUCGAAUUCCGUUAAAGCGUCAAAGAAUUUUGUGUGUUAAUAUCUGAAGAACAUUCAGCCAGUUUUCAUGAAAAUUCAACAAAUCGACAUACCCCAUUAAUUCGUUUAAGUAGAGGUAACUCGAGUAAUUACAGGCCUCGAGCUUUAGCCUCCAAAGAAACUCACUGUUUUCGCACCUGUAAAUGCGGCAGCCGACCAACAAAAAGCAAAAUUGAGCCCCCAGGUAAGUCUCGUGACAAGGAGCUCCUUUGAAAUUGGCGGGAAAGGUCAUUUUGCGAAACAAGGAACACGGAUCGAACGCAAUCCAAAAUUAAUCGGGAAAAGCAUAAGGAAAAGUGGGCAAAGAAAGCUAGAGAAUAAGAAAUUCCCUUUUGUUCUGCGGGGCAAGACCCCUGUAUAAACAAAAUAUGCAAAUCACUAUCCCGGACGAAAGCCCGCGGCAAACGUCAACAAUCUACUGAAGGCCUUUCCGAUCAUAACAGCUUUCGCUCUUCGUUACAGGUUCCCUUAAAACAUUCUUUCGGCCGUAUCUCGCGUUCGUUGUAAGAUUUUACUUUUUUUUCAGGCAAAAUUAACUGAACUACUUUCUCUAACUAAUGAGCAAACUACAAACAGAUUUUGAAAAAUUCGACAGUAACGUCAAGGUAGUCGUUUUGUCCUAAAAGUUGCCUCAGUUCGCCUUAAUCAACUAGGUUAUUAAUAAUUAGCUGUCACAACGUAGCACAAUGUAAGCUAAUCAGCCCCAAAUGGUCAAAUAGAUUAACAGCAGCUAUACUCUAGGAUUGUCGUUUGAAAAAUUUGGAGUGCAGCAAAUAUCAGUUCGUAGUUGUGAUCGCUGAGGAGGUUUUGUCGAAGCCAUUUCUUUCCUAACUGGAAAAAAACUACUUCACUUAUCGGCUCUACAUGUGUUUGUUUUAAUCGGAAGACAGCGCUUCCGGUUUUUAAUUCCACUCGUUUUGAUUAGUUACCCGUUCAUUUCCGGAAAUGUAGUGAUACGCAACUAAUCAGGCGGUGUUUUGCUUUUCAACAGCCUCUUCGGGCAGGUGCCUUCUUGCCCUUCCCCCGACCCCUACCCCCAUCAUCUACUCUAACUUCAUAUCAAGUAUGUCUAGUCGGAUAAACGAUCGCUCGAGAUCGCAAGCUCAUAACAUUAUCUUGCCCUAAUAAUACGCCUGCAUUGCAGGCUACCCCUCGGCCACAAAUGUUCCUUAAAUAUCGGUAAAACGUUUGACAAAAACGUAUUUCAAAUUAGAUCAGUUGAACUGCAAAUUAAAACUCAUAACUUUCUCGUUACUAGCCAAGGCUUAAUGGUUGUGUUCACUUCGCUCGCUCUAAGCGAUAAAAUCUCUACGUUUAUCUUUAACUGUAAGUAGAAAGAAAACGGAUCUUUGAGCAUUUUCUGUUGUGAAACUCUGAGUGCGGCGAAAAUUUUACACAUGUGUAAAUUAAGUCCGUCCGCAACCUUUUACGUUAUUUCUAAUCAAUAAGCAUCUUGUCGUUUCAUUUGUUAGUUAUUUGGAUGAUCGCUGUUUAUGCAAUCUCAGGCUUCGUGGCUGUUAUGAUUUGUAUGGUGGCUUUCCUGCUUUAUUACAAGUAAGCAGUAUAUUACAAUAUAAUUGAAUGAUCCGUAAAUUAACCGGUAAAUUGCUAAGGUCCUCGUAAAGAAAGAGAGCUCAAUUUUAUUUUUUCCUUUCACAAGCAAGCACAAGAGGCUCGACUUUAGUUACUAGAAGCCUAAAUGUUUCUCUUCAUCAAAGCUACAAAUUUGAAAACGUGCAGCGGAGAAAAGAGUAAGAUCGUGGGAUCCUAACCACCAAUCAAUCAGCUGACUACUGUUCUCCAAAAUACAUGGUUGACAGAAGUGAUUGGUUAGGAAAGCCGGGAGCCUUAAGAAUCUGCGCCUCCCUUAGACGUUUUUCUUGUACACUGUGACUUACUAUAUUUAUGGAAAAUUUCCAUUGGUUUGCUAAACCAAAAUGAUUGACAUUCUAUUUAACGUUGCAUACAAUCAAGUUGUAAAUACUUUUUUUUUACUCAUAAAAAAUCGUUCGUGUUUAAGGGCCCGUGACUUCUGCUAUUGAAUUGAUACAAUACUACCAUGCACUAUUUACCAUGUCAAUGUACCUCUUCCGACAGUCGAGUGUCUAGCUUUAUCAUGGUACUAACCUUAAAAAUAUUUGUAGGAGGAAGACAUUUGAGUCGUCACUUCAGAGCCAACGUUGGAAAAUUUCUGCGGCAGAUGUAAACUUUACAAGAAAAGCUCUGGAUGGAAGAAGCAUGGUGAGAAACAACCCAAAACAUACUUUUAUCAAACCAACAUCUAAGGUUACCGCCUACUAUUUUAAUAAAGCAUCUAUUUCCUCGUAUAUGAUAUCAUGAUCUACCUUUCCAAGACUGAUGAAGAAUACAGGGUCAAGAUUGCGCUUGGAAUUAUACGUUUUGUGUACUGUCCUUCACUGAUUGUCUAUGAUAAACGUCAGUUUCCUAACGAAAAGUGCGCCCAAAAAUAAUUCGCUCAAAGGAAAAGGCGUAAGAUUCUCUUAUGUAACCACCCGCGAUCAGGCAUUUCUUGAGCGUGCGUUAACCUGGGCUUUACUAAAGUUAGAAAAGAACAUGUGGAAAGGCUAAGAUAAAUAACGUAUCACUAUUAUAAAUGUUGUAAUGUCUUUGGCAGAUUUCAACAUCUAGCUUUGGCUCUGGUGACAGCAGUAUGAAUUCGAGAACUUUAGAGGAGGAUGAAAUAAGAGGACAAGUAUUUACCAACGUGGCAAUUUUUAAGGUUUGUUAUCUAGGUCUCGAGGAUUAUAUAUGUCAUCAAUUGAAAAGGUGAGCGGGUAGUAUGAUGAGAUGAGAGCUAUUUGUCUCUACUCGAAUAAAAUGAUUGUUUUCCAAAAAUAAAAGUAACUUCAUGGUUACACCAUAAUCAUAUUACAAACGCACUCGUUUAAAUACAACGGCCAGCAGGUAGGCAUGUGUCCACCAAUGAAACCUUUAGAAUUUCUGUUUCUUUCUAUGGUUCGCCUGGGGUAUAUCAUCAGUUUCACAAGAAGCGUGAAUUUCACUAGAUAUUGUCAGGUGAGAUAGUAAGUGAUUUUUGUCCAUUUUAAUUCUGUAGUCUACAGUGGUAGCAGUUAAAAAGCUAAGAAAGACGCACAUUACCUUGUCAAGGACAAUACUCAUGGAAUUAAAAGAGGUAAUCUGCCAUAUAACACGAAUAUCUAAAGUACAGAACGGAGUUCCCUUAAGCAGCCACCAAAAACACCACACCGGCUGUCUUCGUAGACUGAAACAACGGACGAAAUUUUGGGUUAAUUGCAUGUUGUGACUCAGUAGAAGCAUUAAAAGCUUCUACUCAGUGUGGAAGGCCCUCAACAAAGUAGAGAGAUCAGCAAAAUCUAGAUAGUUUCGAAAACCAUUUUUGCACGCUAAAGUGGUCGCCAUCAAGAGAAAAGUACACUGUGAACCUAAAAAAUACCAAUUCACUUAUGUGGAAUGACAACUAUAGUAUACUACUUAAUUCCAUUUCGCAAUAUCGAAGAGAGGCUCCCUUCAAAUGACCAUUUCAUAGUCAUUUUUAACGUAAAAUCUCUUCCUCUGCAAUAUCAUUUGCCAUAGAUCUCUAAGAAAAAUCUAAUUUUCUCGACAAAAGAAAAAGAUUAGUUCAAAUCAAGCUAAAUUUUGAUCAAUCAUUCCUCUUCACGGUAGUGUAUAUCUUAUAUAGGUGUACGAGCUUCAACAUCCAAAUAUCAAUCGAUUUAUUGGAGCGUGUGUGCAUUCGCCAAAUAUAUGGAUUUUAACACAGUACUGUAACAAGGGAAGUCUGCAGGUAAAUUGUAAAAGUGUGAAACAAAGGCAUGAUUAAAGGGUCCCUUGUCUACCCACGUUUUGUGGUAAGGAUAAUCAUAAAGGCUAACCAUUAGAAAAGAGAUAGCUAUCCAUCUACUUGGGUGUCGAUUGGUUGCUUGUUCUUUAUUUUUUGUUCGGGAAUUGCAUCCUAAAAGCUUCCCUAAUCUGACUGACAAUAAUAUACUUAAACCACUGAUACAAAAUCCAGAAUUGGCAUGGACCAAAGAUGCAGUUAAAUGAGGGAUUUUGUUGCAAUAACAUAGACAAGUAGCAUAACCACGUUUCUCGAUUAAAGUGCUUGGCCUUUCGCUUAUCACAGGUUAAAUCUUGUAGCGCACUGGUAGUGCAAGGAUCAGAGUCCGCAAAGGUGCCAGGCAGAAAAACAUUCCAUGCAAUCUCUCCACCAUAUUAGCCCGAUCUCGUAAGCUACUCUCAGAUCGGCCAGACAGACCCUUAUUUGCUACAAAUAUAGCAUUUCAUGCACCUAUUUCUCUUUCAGGAUGUUUUGAAUAAUGAGAGGAUGAAGCUUGACUGGAUGUUUAAAAUGUCCUUUGCAUCCGAUAUUGCAAGAGUAAGAGCAGGCAAAAUAUUUUUGCUUUUAAUCUAGCAAAAAAAAACAAAACAAAACAAGUACAAGAGAAAUAAUAAGACGCUGAAAAAUCUGCCUCUUGUAUAGAUUUUUUUUUUCCGGAAUGAAGGCAUAAGUUCUUUUGGUAUACUUAUUUGUGAUGUAGAAAUUGAAAAAUAAAAUUCUUAACAAAGCAACACUGCGGGUUGUAAACCCAUAGAAAAUUGUAGGGAAUCAAGAAACAAAUCUUUUUCUUGGUAAUGAUAGCUCCUGGGACUACUCCUUCUUCCUUUAAUUCAUAUGGAAGCCAAAAAAGGAUAUAUUCUCUUACAACUCAUGUCUACAGGAUUGAGAUUCAAAGGUGCUGCUUUUAUGGCCUUCGUUUUUGAUUCUGUUAAUGAGACAGCCAUCUUUAUGUUGGUCACUUAUGUACAAUAAAAUUUUGGACAAGUGCAAUGUCUCUCUCAUUACCAACAGGGGAUGUUUUUCUUACACAAAAGCUCAAUCCUUUACCAUGGUGACUUGCGAUCUUCAAACUGUGUCGUAGACAGCCGUUGGGUUUGUAAAAUAACCGAUGUCGGACUAGAACAUUUUAAAUCAGGACAGAAGGUUGACUCGUAUCUUGGCCUUGAUGCGGAAUAUAACAGUGAGUAGUCCAAAAUACCAACGAAAUAAACGACUAGAAAGCAGAAAAGAAAAGGAAAGCCUUAAUCUUGAAGUUUUCAAUAGAGUUGGAGAUAGAAACCUCGUUAAAUCAGGCGUACAGACGAAUUUGGAUCCACGACAAGAGCCGCGACACCUGCACGAUGCUUCACGGUUUUAGAUGAGCGGUGAAGUCUCAUUUUGGAGCCAGCUAAAAUUGGGUUUAUAAGUUAAGCGAAAGAAAGGAUGACAGUCUAAAAGUCCUGGGGACAGCUCUUUUAUUUUGCAACCAUAAUAAUGAAUGGAGCUUGUUUUAUACUCUUACCAUAAAUUUGACUUUUCAGCAAGGUAAGAAUAAUGUAGAAUCGAAUGGUGUGAAAGCGUCAUCCUAGCUAGGCUCUCUCGUGCGAGUAAAUUGUUCAAAACAAGAAAAAGGUACAAUCACAUAACAAUUCAUAUUCACCUUCUUUUUUAAACGCUUCAGAUCUUUUGUGGCGAGCACCGGAACACCUCGAUGGCAGGAAUAAUUUGUCUAAGUCACAAAGGGGAGACGUCUAUAGCUACGGCAUUAUUCUGCAGGAGAUUCUUCUUAGAAGUCUGCCGUAUGCCAUGAAUGACUUCAUGGAAGCAAAAAGUAAGCUUCUGAUGUUCUGCUUUGACCUCUAAAUACUUAAUUUAGACAUUGUAGGGUAGUUCAGUUCGCCGAGGAUGCGAAAUAAAUAACCAAAAAAUCAGUCCUAGUGAGUUUUCAGCGAAGAGGUACUAGUACAGAUGCUCAAGGAGGAAACUUGAUGGAGAUCUAUCGCAUUUUUCCACAGAAGGUGUAACCUUUUGUUUUCAACUUGGAGUGAAAGCUGUGGCCGCCCAGCCUACAGGACCCCCACAACAUUUAUGACCCUAAGUGUAAAAGGAUGAUCCACUAUAAAUGCAGAAUAUACUUCAGUGAAGCAGAAAAUAAUUUGUAAGGGUUUCCCUCUCCAGUAGGGAAAGUUUUCUUCAUUAUCAAUUGUUUUUAUAAUUUUCAAUUGCUGUCAUUCUAACAGCAAUUGUCAGCAUGGUACAGAAAAGAGAGAACCCUCCUUUCCGUCCAGUCAUUCCAAGCAGCUUUGGAAAUGGACUGUACGUGAGAAUGAUGCGAUCCUGUUGGAGUGAUGAGCCAACCUUACGACCAAGGUUCAGUGAUGUUCUUCAAACGAUAAAGAAAAUUAACAAUGGAAAGUAAGUUCUAUCUCGCAGCUAACGAAUAACGACCAAAAUAUCAUAAUUCCGUUUGAGACCAUGCCUUUAGCAUUUAUAACUGUGAAUAGCUUAUUUUGUCCUUGAGCACUUCAUUAUGGGACGUAUUUUGACAAUAUCGCUUAGCCUUGAUAAUCCAACACAACUGUUCUCGGCUUUGCGAAGAUUGAAUAACGCUUUCAACUGGAUAAAUCUCUAUCCAGUGAUGAACUCAGCACGUUUUGAUGAAAGCUAUCCGCUGGAUAGGAAUUUAUCCAUUGGAUAGCGUUAUCCGACCUUUGAAAAACUGGUCCCUGUCCUGAGUUGACUUGUAAAAGUGUUUUAAUGGUCGAUUAUUAUUCCCUUAGAUGUUACCACCAUGAAAUUGGGAAAAAAGCACACGAACCAAAACGUUCUGUCCUUCUUGUGAUGUUCUUUAUAAGCCCUGAUAAUGUGAUCAUAUUUGUUGCACCGAGGAUGAAGUACGAAAGACUAGUAUUAGCUCGCAGAAGCUGAAAUUAUUUGAUUUCUACUUUUCGGUUCCUUUGACGUAUGAAUUGACAGAAACUGAAACUUUAUUUCGAGUCUUUUUUUUUUUUUUUUUUUUUUUCAUUUUUCUGAUCCUUCCAUUGAUUUUAUUUGAAAGGGACAUCAACAUUAUGGACAACAUGAUAUCACUGAUGGAAAAAUACACAGACCAUCUGGAAGAGGUCGUAAGAGAGAGAACAGAACAACUGGAGGAAGAGAAACAAAAGACAGACGCCCUGUUAUACAGGAUGCUUCCAAAGUAAUAACAGAGGAUCCAGAGCUAUCGUAAAGUUUCAUGAUGCUAUCCGAACAGGGUUUUUCAAUUUCUCUAUCUCGUUGCUAAUUGUAGAGAAAAAGGAGGGGGAAUGAAAGAUUGAUAUUCACAUUUGAUGAGAGACGUACACAAUGCAAUGACUUUAAUUAUACGGCUUUGCUGCCUUUUUUAAUAGGACGGUGGCAGAGCAGUUAAAACGUGGUGAAGCUGUUGCAGCAGAAUCGUUUGACCAGGUUACAAUCUUCUUUAGUGACAUAGUGGGUUUCACUACUUUAGCUGCCCAGAGCAAGCCGCUGGAGGUGAGAGAAUGUUUUCUUUUUUGUCUGUCAAUCUGCUCAAAUAAAAGAAUUGUGUAGCAAGACGACGAAACGUCUUUUAACAAGUCGAUUUGGUUACAGGAAGUUUUUCUAUGAAAACGAAACUGAUGGUGCUCACUCUUUAUGAAAGACAGCUGAUUUUUUCAACCUGACAACUUGCUACAUUCAUUCUGAACUAAUUGAUAAACAGAAACUUUCCAUCGAUCAUUUAUUAAGUCAAAAUGCAAGAAAACAAAAACAAAAGAUUAUUCUUUGUGAGGAAGCUACUAUCUUAAGCUGUAGCGGGCUUUUUAUUAUCUUUAAUUUUUUUACGGCUUGUUCAAACCACAUCCCCCCUGAUGACACAGAUUGUGACGACAAUUAUCUAUCAAGUAUUGAAGCAGACAGUCUUCGAAUAUACAAAAGCGUUUCACGUUCUUUAGGGAUUGAUCGGAAGUUUACAUUCAUUUAAAACAUAUUUUCUUAUUCCGGCCACGUGUUUGAACUAACAUUUUUUUCACAGAUUGUUAACCUGUUGAAUGAUCUUUACACGUGCUUUGACAGUAUUAUUGAUUGUCAUGAUGUUUAUAAGGUAAGAAAAUUACCCCUACUAAAAAAGAAAUGAUUUCUUUCAUGACGAUGCAGUAACCUUUUCCGUUGUAGUUGUUGAUUGUCUUUCUGAAGGUUUUGCCUAGGUUGUCAUUGAUGUUGUGUUAGUUUUUGUUAAAUUUUUGUGGUUUUUCUUCUUGAGGUGUUCGGUGCUAUUCUCAUCGCUGACAGGAGUAACAGCCUUAGGUGGUGUCGAUCUGUCCGUUUCCUACCAUUUUUCCUUUGUGUACGAUCUUUUAAAAUUCUUCACUUUUGUUCAUCGAAGGUUGAGACAAUUGGAGAUUCUUACAUGGUUGUAUCUGGACUACCCAAGCCCAAUGGCAUUUGUCAUGCUGGAGAAAUCGCCAACAUGUCCCUUGAUCUUUUGAGUGACAUGUGUCACUUUAAAAUCAAACACCUUCCGGAGAAACAGCUCCAACUUCGAAUUGGAAUUCAUUCUGGUAAGAUAUCUCUGGGGUAAAUAUGUUUCCUCCAAACCUUUUUUCUUCCGCGUACAUGAUGAUAUUACUAUUAAAACUUUCUCAAUCUUAGCAAGAAAAAUAAUCUUUGUCAAGGAAUCUUCAAUUUUAUGUUUCCCUUUUAUGUAAGAGGGCCUAAUUUGUUGUCUGGCAUUCUUAUCACGAUUGCUAAAACAGCAAUGCCUCACCAAAUUAGUUUUUAUGACCCGUCUAACAAACGCCUACAAUAAAUAUUUUAGUGAUUUCAUCGCCUUCUCUUCAGGCUCAUGUGUUGCUGGUGUCGUUGGACUUAAGAUGCCACGUUACUGCCUGUUUGGUGAUACUGUCAACACAGCGUCCCGAAUGGAAUCUAGCGGGUUUGGUAAGUAUGAUAUAUGACAUCACACUACUGGCACAAACUACGAAAACCACGAACAGAGCAGUCAAAAUCAAUCUGACAGCAUUAUGCGACAGCCACUUUCACAUGGAGGGUUGGCCAAUAUACAAGUACACAUUUUUUGUCUUUUAAUUCCCGAAUCCAUUAAAAAACUAGAGGUCCAGUGGUAAUGUUUGAAAUGAAAAUCGUGUAACUAAAAAACUCCGGUGCUGAGAGUGGGGUAGUAUGGGGAAACGGAGAGAAAGAGUUCGCUUCUGUGACUCAAGUUUGCUUCCCAUUCUAGGUGUUACGUGGGUAAAUUCUCCUUGGUAAUUUUAUACUCAACAAAAGAAUUUUCUUGGCCGGUUUGUUCAAAGCUGGGUUAAGGUAACCCAGGGUUAAUGUGAAAUCUGAUGGGAAAGUUUUAAAAGAAAAUCCAGAAUAUUUUUUUACUUCUAAAACCCGAUGAUUGGAUUCUUAUUGGAUUAAACCCCGAGUUAGCGCUGGUCGGCCUUCGAACAACUGGGCCCUGAUUCACAGGUGCAAUCAGACAUAUUGAUUUCAUUUAAAUUUGAUGUGAAAAUUGUAUUUCAUUCGAGUAAGACUAAAAUAUACCAUUGUUUUCCAAUCUUUUAGCCCUCAGGAUUCAUGUCAGUUCUCAAUGCAAGUCCUUACUGGAUAAUAUCGGUGGUUAUCACCUUGAGGAAAGAGGCUGGACGUCGAUGAAGGUACUCUUUAUAACCAUUAGCGCCACUUUAAACGUCAGCUACUUCGGUAUCUUGCUUUGCAAAUUUUUACCACAUUGAAAAUCAAAUUAUAUAAGGUUAGGUUAACUGCAUGUACACUUCUUAACAGUCGAGAUGAAUUAUAUAUUGUUUGGAGUACCCUUCAUUAUAGUUUAAUACUUGACUAUAUACAUGCUUUUUUUUACAGGGAAAGGGAACAUUGCUGACGUUUUUCUUAAACGGACGUGAAGGCUUUCUGAAGUCUCUACCAGACCUUAGUAAAGCCGCUCCUAUGGAAGAACAUUCAUUUAAAUAAAAAACUGACAAUCCAAGAUAAUAUGCAAGAUGUACAAUUAAAAAUAACAGAAAGUAAAAGCGAAAAAAUGCCAGAUCCUGCUGCUCAACUCUAAAAUGCGAUGCGCUAAACUCUCCUGAUUAAAAUUGGACAUGAUCCAUGUUAAUUGUGACAUAGAACACCUGUCCCACAAUAUACAAUAGCACUUGUACUGAGUAGAGCUCACUGAUACAUGAUUGCAAACCAAAACUGCAUGACACCAAGUUUAAUUUCCACUUAAUUACAUCCAUUUUUCAAAAAUUGAUGUGAAUAAAUUCGUCCAUUUUUAGUAAAGAAAAUUCGACGUUCGGACGAAAAAUCAAGGAAAUUCUCCGCAAUUUAGCUUUUACGAUUUUAAUUUUCCUGCGAUUCGAUUGGCAUAGUACUGGAUCCACACUGGUAAGGAAAAAGAACCGAUUUAGAGAAAACUAAUUGGUGUUACACUGAGCUCCAAUCAGACUACUUAUAUCACUUUUAAUUUUGAAAUAGAUGAAAUAAUAGAAACGCUACUUUUCAUAUCGCUAUAACAGAACAUAACUUACUGCAAUUAAAGUAAGUCAUACCGUGCAACGUAAUUAGUUUUGUAAUUCAAACAGCUAUCAAAAUAUCUAUGUACUUCAUGAG